Molecule: messenger RNA, 1560 nt
Organism: Alternaria atra
Lineage: Eukaryota; Fungi; Ascomycota; Dothideomycetes; Pleosporales; Pleosporaceae
Exons: 4
Coding region: 1-1560 (519 amino acids)
Molecular function (GO): acyltransferase activity
Source: RefSeq, a predicted model, not a curated record
AUGGUGUCCUCAAACACCCCCGUCAUUAUCGGCGUGGGCGACAUCAAGAAUCGCUCAAACGCCAUCGCGGAUGCAAAAGAGCCCGCAACAUUGAUGCUGGAAGCCAUUCGGAAAGCCAUCGGCGACACUGCGUGUUCUUCGCAAACCGAUCUCCAGUCAGCGAUCGACAGCAUCGAUGUCGUCAAGACGUGGACUUGGCCGUACCCGGAUCUGCCGGGGCUUCUGGCAGAGAAGCUGAGCGUUGAACGGACCCUCAAAUGGAAGGGAUACUCUGAGCAUGGGGGUGAUAAACCGGGGAAGCUCUUCGACGAGGCGGCCAAGAGAAUUGCAAAAGGCGAAUGUAAAGUCGCGGUUGUAACCGGGGGUGAGGCAUUAGCUUCAUUAUCGGCAUGCGCAGCUGCAAAGAAGCUCCCCCCACCGGGCUGGACAGCGCCAUCCGAAGCCGUAGAUUCGGUCUUUACACCAACAGGCCGAGACCUAGGAAAUAACCUCGGCGCUAUUCAUAAGAUCGGUGCACCGAUACAUGUCUACCCACUUUACGAGAAUGCAUUCCGUGCGCAUCGCGGACAGACGCUGAAAGCAAACCACGAUGAAAGCGCAAAGCUGUAUGCUGAAUUUUCUGAAGUCGCCAAGAAGAAUGAGUAUGCAUGGAGUUACGGAAGUUCAAGUAGUGAAGAAGAGAUCGGGACGAUUGGAAAGAAGAACAGAAUGAUAUGUCAUCCUUAUCCCUUGCUUAUGAAUGCUUUCAACACUGUUAAUCUUGCUUCUGCCAUUAUCCUUACAUCGACAUCUUUCGCCAAACAACUAGGUACACCAGAGUCGAAAUGGGUAUAUCCGCUUGGUGGCGCAGGAACGAAAGAUGCAGACGAGUUUUGGAAACGACCGAACUUCUAUUCUUCGCCCAGUAUCUCUCACUCCAUUGAUGCCAGUUUGAAGGUUUCUGGUGCGACCAAGGAGGAGAUGGAUAUCCUUGACAUCUACUCUUGUUUUCCAAUCGUGCCUAAGAUUGCGGCGCAACAUCUCGGGCUACCUGUCGUUGGUGGCAACAAACCAUUGACAGUACUUGGCGGCCUGACGUCGUUCGGUGGAGCUGGCAAUAACUAUUCGAUGCACGCACUCACCGAUAUGACGAGACAACUAAGAGACGGCAAAGGUGACAAAGGACUGGUUCUCUGCAAUGGCGGUGUCUUGAGCUAUCAGUAUGUCGUGAUCUUGUCGAAAGAACCUAGAAAAGACGGCUUCUAUCCUACGGACAACCCGCUUCCACCGCAGAUCACUGAUGUGCCAGUGCCGGAGCUCAUUUUUGAUCCAGACGGCGAGGCUGUUGUCGAAACAUACACCGUAGAGUUCAACCGCGACGGCAGCCCGCUUCGAGCUCACAUCAUCGGUCGCUUGAAAAGCAGUGACAAAAGGUUUCUCGCAAAUCAUGGUGAUGAUAGCACAAUGCGAAAAAUGGCUAGUGGUAUGGGAGAGAUUGUGGGUAAGAGCGGGUGGGUGUGGCAAGAUGGAGAGAAGAAGGGGAGGUCGCUCUUUGCAUUUGACAAACCAGCAAAAUUAUAA